AUGAUGAUUUCUGUGGCGCUGUUUGCAGCAGAAGAAUGGUGUGUCCAUCCUGAUUGGUUACGGGAGAGGGGGAGGACGGUGGUACGAUUUGGGCACAGCAAUAGGGACAGGGAAUGUCGGGCAUGGAGAGAGAGAGAGAGAGAGAGAGAGAGAGAGAGAGAGAGAGAGAGAGAGAGAGAGAGAGAGAGAGAGAGAGAGAGAGAGAGAGAGAGAGAGAGGAAAAAAAAACAAUACUCCUUCACCGGCGGCUACGGCAAGCUGCGCUGCUCCUUCUCACCACAUCCAACACCUCCCAACAAACCCUCUUUCCCGUCCCUUCGGUCCUUUUCCCCACUCCUUUCCGCCCUCCCCGCCUCUCCUCUCCCCGGCCCCCCGUCUCUCCCUGUCCCCGCAACAGGACGUGAAGACGUGAAGUACGGCGGCGUGGGCAGCACGGACAGCGCCGUGAAUCCCGCGUUCUACAACUGGAACCUGGUGCUCGUCAAGUACUGCGACGGCAGCUCCUUCACCGGCGGCUACGGCAAGCUUCCGCCAAACGCGGAGACGGGGCGCGCGCUCUACUUCCGCGGGCACUGGAACCUGCAGGGCACGCUGCAAGAUCUGCUAGCUCGGCACGGGCUGAAUGUGGGCAAGCAGAUGCUGGUGGGCGGCUGCAGUGCAGGCGGCGUCGCAACGUCAAUCAAAUGCGAUCAAAUCUCGAGGUGGCUGGCCAAUUAUAACGUCACCACCAAGUGCUUCAUGGAUGGAGGCUACUUCCCAGAAUGCGAUCAGAUCUCGAGGUGGAUGGCCAACUACAACGUCACCACCAAAUGCUUCAUGGACGGAGGCUACUUCCCAGGUAGGCCUCACCUGCCUGCAUCACCUGGGGCAGGCUUCAUCCGGGAUGUGGCGGAUAAGGACGGGCAGUACAGCAUGAGGCAGAAGGUGCAGCAGAUGGCAGGCGUGCAUGACAUGGGGCGUAUUGGGGUCAACGCCGAGUGCAAGCGAGCCAUGAAGAAGACCAACGACACAUGGAAGUGUUUCUUCCCGGAGUACAACCUGCAAUUCUCACGCUCUCCAAUGCUCAUUGAGGACUUGAUCAAACACCCUCCGGACUACUUUGUGGCUGUUCCACUUGUCUUUGAGGUUCUAUACAGUGGAGUCCAGAAGAAGCUUGCUGCAGCAUCAACCGCCAGGGCAGCAGUUGCCAAGUUCUUGAUAAAAGUCAGCUCCCUUCACAAGGAAGCUCUGCGCAUCUGGACAGGAAUGGCUGUGCUCCGCUCACGUGAAAACGUUCAGGGGCUCAUGUUUAUGAAGGCUGUGGCAGAAUGUUUGGGAGCUGGACUUUUAGCGCUGGUGCUGCUGCCUCUUCACCUGCUGGCGGAGAAGCUUGUGUACACCAAGGUCAAAGCUGCUAUCGGCAUAAAAAAGGCAGCUGUGAGUGGUGGAGGCAGCUUGCCGUCGCACGUGGACAAAUUCUUUGAGGCAUUGGGAAGCAUUGGGAGUCCCGUUCCUGGAACAGAGAUAAAGAUUGUAGACCUGGAGACGGGAGCUGGUCUCCCUGCAGGCCAACGCGGGUUGGUCAAGGCACGUGAAAAUGUGGAGCCUGCUUUUGUCGAGGAGGCUGCACUUAGCAGCCCUGUCAUCCGCCAGAUUAUGCUCGUCGGCCAGGACGAGAGAAAGCUUGGAGCGCUGAUUGUUGUGAAUGAGGAGGAGAUGGAGGUUGCAGUGGCAAGCAUGAGAGCGGAGAAGGGGAUGGAGGGAGGCGAGGUGGAUAAUGGCCUCCUCACAGCAACAAUGAAGAUGCGGCGUGAUGUGAUUUACAGCAGCCACAAGGAGCUUUGUGAUCAGCUUUUCCAGCACCAAGUCACCUAG
Molecule: messenger RNA, 1854 nt
Organism: Closterium sp. NIES-65
Lineage: Eukaryota; Viridiplantae; Streptophyta; Zygnematophyceae; Desmidiales; Closteriaceae
Source: the annotation of a GenBank genome assembly